AUGAGGAUGAUGUCGAAUGUCACUUCUGGGGAGUACGUUGUCUUGGAGGGUUUCUCGGCUCAGCCCCAGUUAGAGAAGAUCCUCUUCGCAGUUAGCUUGCUCUUCUACCUCCUAUCCCUGGUGGGCAAAACUGCCGUCAUUUUGGUGACCCGACUGUCUUACCUCUCUCUCGUGGACCUCUGCAUCACCACCAGCAUCGUCCCCCAGCUUCUGUGGAACCUCCGGGGGCCCUCCAAGGCCAUCACCAUGGUCGGUUGUGCGGUCCGGCUCUACAUCUCCCUGGCCCUGGAGUCGACGGAGUGCAUCCUUCUGGCCGUCAUGGCCUUGGACCAUCACGCUGCUGUCUGUCGACCGCUUCACUACACCACCGUCAGGCACUCGCGACUCCAUCGGGCCGCGGUGGGCUUGGCCCCGCUGAGCGGGGUGCAGAACACCACGAUUCAGGCCACCGUCAUCUUCUUCCUGCUUCGCUGUGGACACUGGAGACUUCCCCACGUCCUCUGUGAGAUGUCCACCAUGCUCAAGCUGGCAUAUGUGGACGUCCGGGCCAAUGAGAUCCGGCUCAUAGUGGGCACUUUGGUCCUGAUUCUCCUGCCCUUGAGCCUGAUCUCAGUUUCUUAUGGAUCCAUUGCCCGGGCCAUGCUGAGGAUCAAGUCAACUCGGUUCUGGAGGAAGUCUCUGGGCACCUGCGGUUCCCACCUCCUGGUGGUCACUCCCUUCUACGGGUCCAUCAAGUAUCGGAAUUUCCACCUCUCGUCGGAACUCACAAAGCCGCCAGAAAACAAAGAAGACAUCUCAGCCGUGCAAGAGACCAUGAAGACCACGAAGCAGAAGAAGGGUAAACGAAUGGUCGUGGCUAAACUCAGGUUUUCGCGCCUUGGCUAG
This is a messenger RNA of Tachyglossus aculeatus (Australian echidna), 885 nucleotides long. RefSeq names its product olfactory receptor 2G3-like. The coding region runs from base 1 to 885 and encodes 294 amino acids. Lineage: Eukaryota; Metazoa; Chordata; Mammalia; Monotremata; Tachyglossidae. Gene Ontology annotation, biological process: G protein-coupled receptor signaling pathway. The transcript is spliced from 3 exons. Gene Ontology annotation, molecular function: G protein-coupled receptor activity; olfactory receptor activity. Gene Ontology annotation, cellular component: membrane. The record is from RefSeq and is a predicted model, not a curated record.